Messenger RNA from Penicillium canescens, 1653 nucleotides. RefSeq lists its product as uncharacterized. NCBI's taxonomy places the organism in Eukaryota, Fungi, Ascomycota, Eurotiomycetes, Eurotiales, Aspergillaceae. The record is from RefSeq and is a predicted model, not a curated record. Gene Ontology annotation, molecular function: magnesium ion binding; carboxy-lyase activity; thiamine pyrophosphate binding. The transcript has 3 exons. Bases 1 to 1653 code for a protein of 550 amino acids.
AUGCCUGGAAGUGCACAGCAGUCUGGGCUGUUUGAGUCACCCAGCUCCGUCCCGUCGUUGAUCACCCCAAAUUUCUCACCCAAAGAGCACAACAUCGGCACGUUCCUGGCCUAUAGACUGGAAGAGCUAGGUAUUAAAGAAUUUUUUGCCGUUCCAGGCGACUCAAAUUUGAAGCUAAUCGACCAACUCUUGAAAAAUCAGAGCCUGCGCCUGGUUGGUUGCUGUAAUGAGUUAAACGCUGGCUAUGCUGCGGACGGGUAUGCGAGAAGUUCCCCCAUGAAAGUUGCCGUUGUGGUGGUUACCUAUACGGUUGGAGGCCUCUCACUGCUUAAUGCGAUUGCAGGAGCUUGUUCCGAGCGGCUGAGGGUAAUAGUUAUCUCAGGCUGUCCGAGCACAAAAUUGCUAGCUGCAGGUAAUCCACUCCACCACACGACAGGUGAGCUGGACACAGAUCAAGGGCUGCGCAUAUUCCAAGAGUUCACGGCCACAUCGAUCCGUCUCAGCCAUGAUGGAGAUGUCAGAUCCCGUCUGGAUGAUGCUCUGUUGCAGUGCCUUCGUCGCUCGUUGCCAAUCUACAUCGAGGUUCCUACCGACCUAGUUGAGAUUGUGGGCACACCAGUAACGCCUUUGCAGAUUGUAUCUCCUCCAGUGCCGAUACGAUCAGGGCCCACUGAUGAGAUACUAUCUUUAUUAACCCGCACUUGGACUACUGCAUACCAUCCAGUAUUGAUUAUUGGUGCUUUUGCACGUCGUUUUCUCUCGCAAGAAGCUCUCACAGCACUCGUGGCCAGACUGGGUUGCGCUGUUUUCUGCCAGCCAGAUGCCAAAUCAUCUCUACCUGAGUCACACCCUCAGUUUGCGGGAAUAUUCUGGGCCACUGCCUCAACGCCCGAAUGCAGACAGACUGUGAUGGAAUCGGAUCUCUGGGUAGUGAUUGGAGGGCGUUGGUCUGAUCUGCACACGGUUGGGGGACUCGACAUCAUAGAGGAGCGGAGACGGAUAGUUGAUAUCCAAGAGGGUUCUAUUCGAAUGCCUAACGGUUGGAUGGUUCAGGAUCUAGGCCUAGCUGAGCUCCUCGGAGCUUUUAUAGAAUCCUCUGUUCCGUCUAAAACCGAAUCUCUUCUAACCUUCCAGCGAAAGUCCUACCAGCAGACGCGUAUCGGUAGCCCUGAUAUCGGCGCAGCUCUCACAGUUCGUGGCAUCAUGGAUGGUAUUCAGCGACUACUACGAAGCAAUGAUACCUUGAUUGCAGAUGCAGGAGAUUCUUGGUUUAACGCCACCGGGAUACUGCUGCCAACCGGGGCAGACUUCCAGAUUCAGCUUGUGUAUGCGUCACUAGGAUGGAGUUUGCCUGCCGCAAUUGGCUGCCAGCUAGCUCGGCCAGAGGGGCGAACAAUCCUCAUGAUAGGUGAUGGUGCUUUUCAGAUGACCGCCCAGGAGUUGAGUACUGCUAUCCGCAGCAGGGCCAAUCUCAUUAUCUUUGUUUUCAACAAUCUCGGUUAUCAGAUAGAGUUGGAGCUAUGCUCAACUGGCUUCUGCUAUGUGUGCACCCAAACAUAUCAGAACAUGCAACAACCCCUUUGCGACAAAAUUAGAGAGAGAUCUGGGUCUCAAUCCGGCAAUGUUCUCGAUGCAAAUCAAAACGCAAUCUGA